Ectocarpus sp. CCAP 1310/34 is the source of this 1686-nucleotide messenger RNA. NCBI's taxonomy places the organism in Eukaryota, Phaeophyceae, Ectocarpales, Ectocarpaceae. The record is from the annotation of a GenBank genome assembly.
AUGGUUCCGCAGAGCUUUCUCGCGUGGUCGACGCUGUGCGUCCACACGGUGGCAUUCUUCUUCCGGGUGUACCGGAUGUGGAGGAUCCUCACCAAGCACGACGACCAGAUGUGGCACACAGUGCGAGAGUAUCAGUUAUCGGAGAGGUUCGGCCGCCUCGACGCUCGUCGCAUGCGACAUCUCCUUUGUGCGUCCUACAUUUCCUUCUCUAUGCAACGGCACAGCGAUCAGAUCCUCUCCAUGUCAAGCCUGAGCCUGAUCCCCGUGGUGGCGGCGUGGGCCAUUCCCAACACAGGCGACUUCGACGAGGUGGAGAACGCAUGUUUCACUUUGUCUGUCUCCACCGUUGUCAUCCUCGGGAUGAACGGGCUCGGGUUUCUCAUGAUUUUCUACCUUUGGUUCGUGUGCGCCCGCCAGCUCAAGUGGGUCCGGAAGCAGUUUAACGAGUACGACUCGAUGAAGCGCACGCUGUUGUACAUGACCAUUACCCUGGCGAGCUACGGCGUGGUCGUCUUGUUUCUGCUGGCAGAUAACGUUACAGUGUCGCGGCGAGCGGCCCUCGGCUAUCCGGUGAUGACGACAUACAUCCUCCUGUGGGUAUCCAUUCGCGAGCCGUUCAUGAAGAAGAUUCUGGGAAAUGACGAGUACCUCGGGUCCUACACACACGGGUUUGCCCAGCUUCCUUCGCCGGCCCAGCUGAAGGCCAGCCUGGCAGAACAGCUUUCCGUGGAUCAGCUGCGGGACGAGUUCCGGCGGUACAUCAAGACCAAGGUGGCCCAGGAACUGAUAGACUUCAACCUGGACUCGCUAGACCGGGAAGAGAUGGCAGAUUUCUUCGAGAGACAGGCGGUCACCAUGCGCAUCGUGGACCAGUACAUCAGGGAGGGAUCAAUUGACCAGGUCAACGUAUCGGGAGCAUACUGGGAGAAGAUUCUCGCGACGGACGUGACUGCAAUCGACAUCUUCGACGAGGCGAGGGCGGAGGUCUUGGUGGUCAUGGAGAGACUUGUUGACGACGGCAGGAUUCCGCCGUAUCAUGGAUGCUUCCGAGAAGGAGCAGCGGAGCUGAGCCUCCUCCGUUCGGGGGGCAUGCUAUCUCUGGGGAGGCUGUCGACGCCCGGAUCACGCGUAUCGGCAAGGACUUCCCGUUCGUCCUCUCCGCACAACUCGACCGCCGCCGCCGCCGCCGUAACUGCUGUCCGCGAUGAGCUUCCGCCGCUUCGGUCCCCGUCGCUCCCCAUCCUCGUGACGGCCUUCAAGAGCCUCUCAUGCCCGAUGAGGAGCGCCAAGGCCGCCGCUUCCGAGUCGCGGGGCCGCGGGACGGCGAGGAGGAGCGUGGGCAAGUACAUCGGCAGGGCUGCGAGAGUCUCGGCCGAGGUCCUCGUGGCCGACGGCACCGACAGCGAGGAGCACCGGGAUGCUCGCCCCCGUCGGUCGGUCGCAGGGAAGAGGGCCGCCGUCGCCCUCGUCACUCGUGGGGGUGAUUUUGAGGAAGAGGGAAAGGAUGAGGAUACCGGGCUUGCCCUAGCGCGCAAGAUGGAGGCGGAUGCGUUGUCAGUAGCGGUGGCAGGGCGGCGCGUGGUCCUAGAGGAAACCAACGGUGCCGGUGUUGGUGGUGAAAGCACUGCGUAUUGGUACGAGGAAAUGGCGGAGCAGGCGGUGAAAAAUGACGAUGACUUCGGUUAG